Molecule: messenger RNA, 825 nt
Organism: Austrofundulus limnaeus
Lineage: Eukaryota; Metazoa; Chordata; Actinopteri; Cyprinodontiformes; Rivulidae
Molecular function (GO): nucleic acid binding
Source: RefSeq, a predicted model, not a curated record
AGAGCAGAUGUUUCAUCACAGGUCGGAGUGUACACAAUCAGCGCAUUGAGAGGCUUUGGCGUGAUGUGUGGCAGUCAGUGGCAUGCAACUAUCAUUCAGUGUUUCAGUACCUGGAAUCUACAGGCUCACUAGAUCCUGACAACGACAUCCACCUGCUGUGCCUGCACUAUGUAAUGGUGCCCAGAAUCARUGCUCACCUAAAUGUCUUCAGGAGCACUUGGGACAGACACCGCAUUUCCUCUGCUGGAAACCGUUCUCCUGACCAGCUGUGGAUAUCUGGGCAGUUGACAAGUGAAGUGGAACCAACUCAGCAAGUCAGCCUCAGUGAAUGGGGUGUCGMCUUUGAGGGACCUUUACCACCAUCUGAUCCAGCUGCUGACAUUAUUGUCCCAGAACACCCAGUGUUGCUACAAAAUGAUGUCAACAGAAUGUUAAUGGAUCGUAUAGACCCCUUAGCUGCCAGCUCAUGUUUUGGGGCAGAUGUGUACAUGGAAGCACUGAGACUGGUUGGAUGUUAGAUGGUCCUGUUAAAGUUUUCUUUGCUUUGACCUGAUUUUUUGUUUUUGGCCAAACUAGAGAAGAUUUUGCUAUGUCUGAGGUCCAGUCGCACUCCUUUUCUGCCUAAGCUGUCAUACUACACAAAAGUGAAUUAGCACAGAUCCAGCUGUAUCACCCUGCGGUACACAAAAUGUAAUUGUGCUGCUAAGUAUUGAAUGAAAGUGAUUGUUUGGCUCCAGCUGAGUAUCUUAUGCACACUUUGCACUUUUUAUUGUUAUGAUGUUACUGCUGCUCAUGUAUUUGUCUAUUAAAUAUAUUUUUACUGAA